Molecule: messenger RNA, 2367 nt
Organism: Strongylocentrotus purpuratus (purple sea urchin)
Lineage: Eukaryota; Metazoa; Echinodermata; Echinoidea; Camarodonta; Strongylocentrotidae
Product: myosin heavy chain, clone 203-like
Exons: 6
Biological process (GO): signal transduction; protein ubiquitination
Cellular component (GO): BRCA1-BARD1 complex
Molecular function (GO): protein binding
Source: RefSeq, a predicted model, not a curated record
AUGGCGUCUAAAAGAGCCCUGAACACUCCGGAAAAAGUAUCAUCCCACCCGAAGAUAUUGGUUCUACAGACACCUGAGGAACUGGAAUCCCAGGCCGCCGGGCUCGGCUGUAAUUCCCCUCCCGCUUGGUUCGUCAACUACCUGGAGCAGUUCCACAGAAUGGAGGAACGUAUUGACUCUCUUGUCAUAAACAAAUUGGAGGAGUUGUCUCUGAAAACGAAGGAAAAUGAGGAGAAACUUGAGGCAUGCUGUAUUCAGGUAGAUACAGUUGUAGCUGAAAUUAAGAAACUUAAGAAGGAAAAUGAUGAUCUCCUUCUCAAGCUAGGUGACUUAGAAAAUAGGGGCAGGAGAAAUAACCUGAUUUUUCAUGGUGUCACCGAGAAAGCAAAGGAAAAUUACCUGGAGGUAGUUCGAGAUUUCAUCUCUAAUUUUGUUGGAAUACAGUCUACCAGCUACAACAUCGAGAGGUGCCACCGCACCCCAACCACCAAGGGGUCGAGGCAAGGAUCAGAGUCGGAGAGGGUCAAACCUAGGAUCAUUCACAUUGCGUUUUCCUCAUUUGUCGCCAAGGAGGAGGUACGUAGAGCCUGCAUUGCCAAAUUGAAGAAGGAGAGCCGCGCCCCUCUAUGUGCUAUACUUCCUUUCGGAGACACCCUCGAAGCGAGAAAUGAAUUGAAGCGGCUCGGGAUCACUGAUAUGUACGAAGUACCUGGCUCUGGUUCCAAUCGCUCAUAUGAGGAACAGUUGCAGUUGCUUGACCUUCUACGUGGAUGCCUUUAUAAAGGCGACAGAACGUUAGCAGCUAAUGAUCUGAAGAAGAUGUGCACGAAUCCACGAUGUUCGUUGUUCUAUGAGAAAACCAAGAAAGAGGUGAAAGAGGCGAAAGAAGCAAAUCAGAAGAUGUUCACAGAGGUCCAAGAGCAAAAUCAGGAAUUAAAGAAAGGGAGAGAGGAAGACAGAAAAAGAUCUGAGAAAGAGAAGCGCUCCUUGGCAGCAGAAAUGACGAAGAAACUCGAGUCUAAGCAACAGCAUGUAGACACUUUGACAGAAAUCGUAGGGGAGAAAGAGCGUAAUGAGACGACUCUAACACAACAAGUUGAGGAGCUAAAGAGAGGAAGAGAGGAAGACAGAGUAAAAGCUGAAAAAGACAGAGGAAGAUCUGAGGAAGCAAAGCGCUCAUUGGCAGAAGAAAUGAGGAAGAAACUCGAUUCUAAGCAACAGCAUGUAAACACUUUGACAGAAACCGUAGGGAACAAAGAGCGAAAUGAGACGACGCUGACACAACAAGUUAAAGAGUUAGAGAAAGGAAGAAAGCAAGACAGAGCAAGAUCUGAGAAAGAGAAGCGCUCAAUGGCAGCAGAUAUGACGAAGAAACUCUUCUCUCAGCAACAACGCGUAGACACUUUGAUUGAAACCGUAAGGGAGAAAGAACGAAAUGAGACGACUCUAAGACAGCAAGUUGAAGAGCUAAAGAAGGAGCAUGACUAUAAGGAACAGCUUUUGGAGCAACUUGAGCGUGAGACCUGGAAGCUGAGAACCAAAAUUCAACUAGAAAGUGAGAUACGAUCAGCAGAGCAGAAGAAGAAAGCAGAGACACAUCAAUGGAGUUUCAUUCCUUGGGUGACCUCUGGGAAACAAGCUCAGGGUGGCACAUCAUCAUUUGAGGAUAAUUCAAGCGGAGGACUGGGAAGAAGUGAAACAUUACAAGCAGGAGAGGAGCCCCCAGAGGAUGAGUUUGCAGGCAUAUUACAGCAGAUAGCUGACGAUCUUUACGAUGAAGCCAAGAUCGACAGCCUUGCUGGUCAGCUGGGAAUCCUACAUGGUGAUAUACAGAGAGCGCUCAUGACCAAUGUGAAGUUCAACCGUGUUACCAGUGAUGGAACUCGUCACAUGCUGAAACAAUGGAGAGAAGGUGUGUCCAGGGAAGAUGAACGGGUUGAGCUAACGAAGGCGCUAAAAGCCGCCAAGUUAGUCAACCUUGCAGACCUGUAUCUCAGCACAGGUGUAGCAGAGGAACAGAUCGAUGAUGAAUAUGAUAACGAAGACGUCAAUGAUCAGCAGCUCUCUAAUAGAGAUGAGACCUCUCUAGAACAGGACCGGACCAAAGGACACACUGACAUCCAGGUACUUCAGGAAGCUACUUCAAGCAGUAUCCAUCCUCCACGAGAUGGGCAUUCAGGAGACAUGGCUUCCAAAACCCAGGAGGAGUUGACAGAUGGAAGUAGGAGUCAACAUAUUGACCAAUUACAGGAGCGCAGUACAGAGGACUUCGAUAUAUUUGAAGUGGAUUCUGAAGAUAAACGAUGUCCCUGUCAUGAAGAGGAAGAAGAAAGAAAAGAAGAGGAAGAAGAAAAGAAAAGGGGGAAG